CUUGUUACUUGUGUCAAAGUUUUUUGAGCACCACCCGUUCAGCCAGGAGGAGGUCUCCUCAGAAGGAACCACCCCCGUGUCAGAGCUCUGCCCGUCCCUCCCCACGUCCGACUCCACCAGGUCUAUGUCCCACACCAGUAUGUCCCACACCAGUAUGUCCCCGUCCAAGUCCAUCCCCAUUCCAACUAGUUUCAGACCCAACGAGGAAGAUCACCGUAACCAGUUUGGCCAGCGGGACCGUUCGUCCUCUGCCCCCAACGUCCAUAUCAACACCAUCGAGCCUGUCAACAUCGACGACCUUAUUCGAGAUCGGGGCUUGCAGAGGUCUGAUGGAGGCUCCACCACCGGGCUCUCGGCCACCCCUCCUGCGUCUCUACCAGGAUCACUGACCAACGUCAAAGUCCCACAGAAGUCACCGUGCCAGCAGAGGGAGCGCAAGUCGUCCUCUUCAUCUGAGGAUCGCAAUAAAAUGAAAACUCUGGGGAGACGCGACUCCAGUGACGACUGGGAGAUUCCCGAGGGUCAGAUCACCCUGGGUCAGAGGAUCGGCUCGGGAUCAUUUGGAACAGUUUUCAAAGGAAAGUGGCACGGCGAUGUGGCUGUGAAGAUGCUGAACGUCACCGCCCCCACACCUCAACAGCUUCAAGCCUUCAAGAAUGAAGUGGGGGUCCUCAGGAAAACCCGUCACGUGAACAUCCUGCUGUUUAUGGGCUACACCACCAAGCCCCAGCUGGCCAUCGUCACCCAGUGGUGUGAGGGCUCCAGUCUCUAUCACCACCUGCACAUCAUCGAGACCAAGUUUGAGAUGAUCAAACUGAUCGACAUCGCCCGGCAGACGGCUCAGGGCAUGGAUUACCUGCACGCCAAGUCCAUCAUCCACAGAGAUCUGAAGAGCAACAAUAUUUUCCUCCAUGAGGACCUGACGGUGAAGAUCGGGGACUUCGGCCUGGCUACAGUCAAGUCUCGCUGGAGCGGCUCCCACCAGUUCGAGCAGCUGUCCGGCUCCAUCCUUUGGAUGGCUCCAGAAGUGAUCCGGUUGCAGGACAAGAACCCCUACAGCUUCCAGUCCGAUGUCUACGCCUUCGGGAUCGUUCUGUAUGAGCUGAUGUCAGGAGCGCUGCCCUACUCCAACAUCAACAACAGAGACCAGAUCAUUUUUAUGGUAGGUCGGGGUUACCUGUCUCCUGACUUGAGCAAGGUGCGCAGCAACUGUCCAAAGGCCAUGAAGAGGUUGAUGGCGGACUGUCUGAAGAAGAAGCGAGAAGAGCGACCGCUCUUCCCCCAGAUCCUGGCAUCCAUUGAGCUGCUGGCUCGCUCGUUACCCAAAAUUCACCGCAGCGCCUCAGAGCCGUCGUUAAACCGCGCCGGCUUUCAGACAGAGGACUUCAGCCUGUACGCCUGCGCCUCUCCUAAAACCCCUAUCCAGGCCGGAGGCUACGGAGAGUUUUCCUUCAAGUAACGGCAGCCGUUCUCAGCGGUCCGUCCCUCGUC
Nematolebias whitei (Rio pearlfish) is the source of this 1491-nucleotide messenger RNA. RefSeq names its product B-Raf proto-oncogene, serine/threonine kinase (gene braf). The record is from RefSeq and is a predicted model, not a curated record. Lineage: Eukaryota; Metazoa; Chordata; Actinopteri; Cyprinodontiformes; Rivulidae. Gene Ontology annotation, cellular component: mitochondrion; plasma membrane; cytosol. Gene Ontology annotation, molecular function: ATP binding; protein kinase activity. Gene Ontology annotation, biological process: protein phosphorylation; signal transduction.